AUGGCGUCCACACCAGGAUCACCUCCGCCAGACCGGCCUUCUGCACCCCCAGCUUUGGCUAUCGUCAGGUCAAACGCUUCCAACCUUCCACGCAACCUUCCGGUCAAACGAUACGAUGGCGACCCGCUCGGACGAGUCGACGUGCAACAUGCACUCCUAUGCCAUCUGUUCUCCGAUACUAGACGGGUCUUCACGAAUCCACGACCAGGUGAUCGAUCCACUGCUGCAACAGCAAGUGGUUCUGGAGCACCGGCGAGCCCAGCCAACGUUCCUGCCCCUGUCUACCCCUACGGCAUGUCAGCUGGCUGCGUAAGGCGCAGUGACGAGACCGAAGAAGAGUUCAAGCAGUGGCAGGAGAAUCGAGACCGCUACCUUCGUUGGAAGAAGCGUCUCGAUCGCAAGGAGAAGCUGGAACGUAAAGCCGCAGCUGCUGCUGCCGCUGCCGAGUCCACCGUAGAAAACGCAAACGGUGACGCUGGAGACGACGGCAACGAAGAAAGAGACGAGCUGGCUGAAGGAGGGAACGAAGCUGAAGCAGACGCAGCAAAAGCCGACGCUGACGACGAUGACGAACAUCUCGGCGACGAAAACGAGGCGCUCGACGAAGACGAAUUCCCAAAAUCGGGUGCAGCAAAGCUCACUUUCAAAGAACUCUACAUCGAAUCCCUCCUAAACAGCAGCAAGUGCACCAAGUCCAUGCGGGACAAGAUCCUCGCCGACGAAGAAUACGCAGAAGACUUUGCCAAAGUCUGCUUGCUCGUCAACGUCGGUCGCAUCAACACUACACUCGCUUUCUACCCGGAAAUGAAGACCGUCUUGCGCUCCUACCAUCCCUUACCGUCGAUGCAAAACAACGAGAACACGCGAAGGAACAUGCAAGAUGCACCACGAAUGAAGUCGCUACUCAAAGGUGUGCUCAUUGAUACCGAACGACCUGCUCCACCAACAGCCGGUCCAUCAGCUGGACAGCCGGUCAGAGCGCAGAAGCCCAAUGCGCUGAGCGAAGAGGCACCGUCGGACUUCAGAGAGGUGAUCAAGCGGUUCCGUGCGGGUACUGUUCCGCCGACGAGUGUCGUCACUUUGAUCUUCCUGCUAUCACUGCAUGCGAGUGAGGUGACGGAUAUGCAUUUCCCUACACCGCAUGAUUCGCAUUCGCUCUUCUACCCACAUGCUGACCACCCACUUCCAUCGAGACAGAGAGCAAACGCGUUCAUGUGGUUGCUGUACCACUAUCUGGAGGGUCCCGCUACAAAACCUCCGGGAGAGCUGCCGAAUCCUUUUGACGAUGAAACAUCGCUCAAUACCGCCAAAGAGGCUGCUGAAGCAUAUGCCAAUAUCUGGACUGAGGAGGAGAGGAAGAAGCGAGCCAACCAGCCAUGGAAAGGGGUUGUCAAUCCUGAAUGGCAGAAGUGGAAGCAGUCGCAGGAGAAGGACAGUACGGAAAAAGAGGCUGAUGUCAAGAAAGAAGGCGUGAGCGGGGAGGGUGUGAAGAAAGAGGCCGACAAAGAUGGUGAUGUGUCUAUGGGUGAUGAUGGAGAGAAGGAAGUGAAGAAGGAAGGAGAGAAAGAGCCUCCUUCGCAUCUUCAUCGAUUGCUCGUACCCACUUUGCAGACCAUCUCGCAUGAAGAAGCAGCAAAAGAAAACGUCGACACGGAGGAAGAAAUCAGAUGGGGCAAACAGAUGCAAUCUGAACGAGCCGCUUUCUUAGCGAAAUUCCAGGAAGAAGAAGCCGCAAAGAACUCUGCUUCUGCCGGCUCUCCUGCUCCUUCUGCCGGCACUUGGCAAGGCAAAGGUCGUAAAAUUGGUGGAGCUUCUUCUGCUGCCGCAUCUACUGCUGGUAGUGCUGACCGCGGCUCACCGUCCGAAGCCGAUACGAGUCGCAACAAGCGCCGAAAUCCUGGUGCAGCAGCAGGUGACGUCUCUAAACGAUCUCGCAUGGCUAGUCCUAUCGACUUUGAUGAUCCUUCAUCAGAACCCGAGGCUGCCGAGUCCGCCACUGCUGCUGUCUCAGCUAACCCUCUCAUCAGCGAUCCAUACCUCAAUCCUAACAUCGCCAUCUCCGACCGCAUUCGUCCUCCGCUCUGGGAUCUGGAUCUAUCGAUUCCUCCGCAGUACCAAAUCUCUCACUCUCUGCCGCGCAUUGCUUGGGCAAGGAUCUUGGAUCGCGCACAAAGGGGCGUGGGAGACGCAUGCUACGAAAGCGACGAAGACGAGUUCGCAGAGUCAGAAGCACAAGAACCGGAGCAUAGCAGGUCAGAGAUCUGUAGAAUUUUGACAGGAUUGCAAGGGGUGGUAAGGCAUGAUGUAUUCGAGAGGGAUAAUCAUGGGGUGCGGCUGAAGUAUGGUGGCUAUGAACAGAGCGGGGAGGGAGAGGGUGCAAAUGGGGAUAGAGAGAGGGGCUACGAGGGGUAUAGGGAUAGGGAGAGGGCGAGGGUGGAGCUGUAUUCGAGUAGCAUACCUGUUGCUAGUGGAAGGGGAGGGGUGUAUGGAGAGGAGGAGGAGAGCGGGGGAAGAGGAAGAGGGGAAGACGUCGAUGACUUGGAAGAGGCACUGUUGGGCGGUGAUGAUGGUGCGAAGAGGAGAAGUGUUGGCCGGAAUGGGUAUACGUCUGUUCGAGCGUGA
Messenger RNA from Ustilago hordei, 2622 nucleotides. RefSeq lists its product as uncharacterized. The coding region runs from base 1 to 2622 and encodes 873 amino acids. Gene Ontology annotation, cellular component: Ino80 complex. NCBI's taxonomy places the organism in Eukaryota, Fungi, Basidiomycota, Ustilaginomycetes, Ustilaginales, Ustilaginaceae. The record is from RefSeq and is a predicted model, not a curated record. The transcript has a single exon.